CACACGUAUGAACACCAACUUCGCACUCUAACAAACACCUCCCAGCUAUUCUUAUUUUAGGGUUCUUCUUCAUUUCAAAAAAUUCUCUAUUUAUCAAUCAAUCGGCUUAUAUAAGCUUAAUGCAGCUCUACUGCUGACUACUGAUUUCACUUUCUUCAAAUUCCUCCGAAAAAACUGUCUUUCAAUGGCUUCCUUCGACAGUAAAAAACUCAUUAACAACCCUAACGAUGUGGUGACGGAGUUCAUCGAGGGACUUGUAGAAACUUAUCCUGGGUUGCAGUAUCUGGAUGGAUUUCCAGAGGUUAAAGUUGUCAUACGUGCAGAUGUUACAGGUUCAACAUAUGACAAGGUUGCAGUUAUAUCAGGAGGUGGGAGUGGGCAUGAACCUGCACAUGCUGGAUUUGUAGGGGACGGGAUGCUGACAGCAGCUAUUUGUGGCGAUGUUUUUACCUCACCGCCUGUCGCUUCAAUCCUUGCUGGUAUACGAGCUGUGACCGGGCCAAUGGGAUGCCUCCUAAUUGUCAAGAACUACACUGGGGACAGAUUAAAUUUUGGAUUAGCAGCCGAGGAAGCUAAAUCUGAAGGUUACAAAGUAGAGAUGGUAAUUGUUGGAGAUGAUUGUGCUUUGCCACCCCCACGAGGCAUAUCUGGGAGAAGAGGAUUGGCUGGAACCAUUCUCGUUCAUAAGAUUGCAGGAGCAGCAGCAGCUUCUGGUCUUUCUCUUUCUGACGUUGCUGCUGAAGCAAGGCAUGCAUGUGAAAUUGUUGGUACAAUGGGUGUUGCUCUGUCAGUUUGCACACUUCCUGGUCAGCCUAAAUCAGACCGUUUAGGCCCGGGAAAAAUGGAACUUGGUCUUGGAAUACAUGGAGAAGCUGGUGCUGUUGUAGCAGACAUCCAACCUGUGGAUUUAGUGGUAUCGCAUGUGCUGAAUCGAAUACUGUCAGAAGAAACCAAGUAUGUACCAAUUAAACGUGGAAGCCGUGUUGUACUCAUGAUUAAUGGAUUAGGGGCAACACCUGUGAUGGAAUUAAUGAUUGCUGCUGGGAAGGCUGUCCCUAUCUUACAGCUUGAACAUGGACUAGCUGUUGUUAGAGUAUAUACUGGGUCAUUUAUGACUUCUCUUGAUAUGGCAGGGUUUUCAAUAACUAUAAUGAAGGCAGAACAAGCGGUUUUGCAACGCCUGGAUGCUGCAACAAAGGCUCCACAUUGGCCAGUCGGUGUUGAUGGUGAUCACCCGCCUGCCAAGAUUCCUGUUCCAGUUCCACCUUCUCGUACGACAAAGAGUGAUGAGGUAUUGAGUCGGCCACAGCAGCUUAGUCCACAAGGCCGUGCGCUGGAAGUAGCUAUAGAAGCAGCAACACUUGCGAUUAUUGAUCUUAAGGACAGUUUAAAUGACUGGGACAGCAAAGUGGGUGAUGGUGAUUGUGGAUCAACAAUGUCUAGAGGCGCAAUAGCUAUUCAAGAAGACCUAAAGAAAUACUAUCCCCUCAAUGAUGCUGCUGAAACUAUCAAUGAGAUAGGCUCAUCUGUCCGAAGAGUCAUGGGAGGAACAAGUGGAAUCCUAUAUGACAUAUUUUGCAAGGCAGCAUAUGCACGGUUAAAGCUAAAUAAAAACUCAGACAUUACACCACUCCAAUGGGCUGAUGCAUUUGAAGGGGCAAUUGAUGCAGUUAUGCUUUAUGGUGGGGCUGCUGCAGGUUAUCGGACCAUGUUGGAUGCUCUUAUUCCAGCUAAGACAGUUCUCAGAGAGAGGUUGACUAUUGGGGAUGAUCCCUUCGAUGCCUUUGUUGUCUCAUCUGAUGCGGCAAUUGCAGGAGCAGAGUCCACUAAACAUAUGGAGGCUCAGGCUGGGCGUUCAACAUACGUCUCUGCAGAUAUCCUUACAUCAGUUCCUGAUCCAGGUGCCAUGGCUGCAGCUUCAUGGUACCGUGCAGCUGCUCUUGCUUUAAAAGACAAAUCCAAAUCUGGCCCCUAACCAUUUGUAGCCGAGUACAAUUUUGUUGACCAUUUAUGCACAGCAACCAAAUCAACAGGGAGAUCCGCUUAUGCUAUGUGUUGCAUAAAGCCGAGAGAGAGCCAUUUAAACAUAUACAUACAAUUUCUGUAGAGUGAAUUACAUGGUGCAUCUUAAACUUGAUCUUUUAUCAAACUUGUAACCAACUGAUUGUCUGAAACUGCAUAAACUUUAAUGCAAGUCUUCAAGUUCAUCCUUAAA
Erigeron canadensis is the source of this 2215-nucleotide messenger RNA. RefSeq names its product putative 3,4-dihydroxy-2-butanone kinase. The record is from RefSeq and is a predicted model, not a curated record. Gene Ontology annotation, molecular function: ATP binding; glycerone kinase activity. Bases 185 to 1975 code for a protein of 596 amino acids. Gene Ontology annotation, biological process: glycerol catabolic process. Gene Ontology annotation, cellular component: cytosol. Lineage: Eukaryota; Viridiplantae; Streptophyta; Magnoliopsida; Asterales; Asteraceae. The transcript has 20 exons.